AUGACGAUUGUCAAGAAAUUCCUUUUGGUUUCCUGCGUUGUGGCUUGUCUCUCGCACGCGUUCGCCGCUACUGCCCCCAUUGUCGUACGUGACACGGAGGAACUCGACACCCAUCCAUCAUAUUCGUUCUCGUAUUCCGUUGCUGAUCCAGCCACGGGCGAUAAUAAACAACAGAGUGAGACACGCGACGGUGACGUUGUUUCUGGACAGUAUUCUCUCGUGGAACCGGAUGGCAGUCGUCGCACCGUAGCUUACACCGCUGACCCAGUUCAUGGUUUCAAUGCAGUUGUAUCGAAAUCCGGCGAAUCGAACCACGUCGAGAGCGUUCCAGUCGUCAAACCGCUUAAAUAUGUAGCGCCCGCCGCGAAAAUUGUAACUGCUCCCGUUCGAUACGUCGCUGCUCCAGCUCCCGUUCGGUAUGUUUCUGCGCCCGCUCCUAUUCGGUAUGUCGCUCCAGCUGUCAAAUACGUUGCUCCGGCAGUGAAAUAUGUCGCGCCUGCCGCUAAGAUCACCGCAGCACCCGCAAUUACCUAUGCAUCGGCGCCAAUUAUCUCGCAUGCUCCCAUUGUCGAGACCCAUGCACCGAUUUAUCAUGCCACACAUGCAGCGCCGUACAUUGCUCAUGCUCCCGUCGCCUAUAGCACACAUGCUGCCCCCUACUUUGCGUCGUACAUUCAUCAUUAA
This is a messenger RNA of Culicoides brevitarsis, 684 nucleotides long. RefSeq names its product cuticle protein 19.8-like. The transcript is spliced from 3 exons. The coding region runs from base 1 to 684 and encodes 227 amino acids. The record is from RefSeq and is a predicted model, not a curated record. Gene Ontology annotation, cellular component: extracellular matrix. Lineage: Eukaryota; Metazoa; Arthropoda; Insecta; Diptera; Ceratopogonidae.